Molecule: messenger RNA, 1327 nt
Organism: Cooperia oncophora
Lineage: Eukaryota; Metazoa; Nematoda; Chromadorea; Rhabditida; Trichostrongylidae
Source: the annotation of a GenBank genome assembly
ACUGCAAGUUCUUGGUUCGAUUACCCAUAUCGCAUUCAUACACGAUCCUGUUAAUCUUUUAGGGAUUCCGGAAAUCAUCUACGGGCUUUAUCAGCAAAUGCUCACGUCGUGGCGUGAGAACUCACGGGGGAUUUUGUCGAUGUUCACAGCUGAACAAGCGCCACCACCCUUGAUUGCUAGCAAUAUGUAUGGAGUGUCUCCAUGGGCCACAUAUCUCCUUCUUCUUGUGGAAAGCAAGAGUUAUCCAGUGUUUUAUCAACAUUUAUACGAAACUCUGGUGAAGAAAGAUAAGACCACUGUAGAACAAGCCGCGAAGAAAGCAGCGUCGAAGUCAUCCAUCCUCCUACCUCUACCCAGGAUUGCUGUGUACAGAUGGGCUGAAUUCAUUCCAAUUUGCAAAGACAGCACUGUAUUUCCUCUAGCUGUGCAACGCCUGGCCACUGAGAGUUACCGACUGAAAACUGUGAAUGGGAGGAAGUACUCUUUUGCGCGUCGCUUCAUGGACUCCACAGCAGCUGAGUCGGUCCUUAUUCCGUGCAGAAAAGUGCUAACUGAAGCGGAUGAUCCAAAAGGCCUCGCCAAAGCAGUGAAUGGCUGGCUGUUCUGCUCACAUGAAGUCACUCGCAAGGGAUUCGAUUUCUCGGUCUUCGAUUUGGAUUACCUCUUGCAGCUUAUCCUGGCCGAUGACAAGUUAUUUUCGCUGACAUGCCAUUUGGGACCAAGAGAUCCUUCUCAGCACAUAUCUGAUCAUUUCUUGAACAAGCCAAGAAACUCGAGAGCGAUUGGUUUUCCUGUACUGCCUGCUCACCGUAGCUUACCGCCUGCACCAGUUGUUGAUAUGAGUGCAAUAUUUCAUGUGAAUACUAUUAUGGAAAUGAUAAAUCCACUCAUCAAACAUAUCCGUACAAUAUCGGAGGACUACGUAGUCGGCGGCGAAAACAUGGCUAGUGAAGAUGCAAAGUAUGUCGACCUCGUAACGAAGCUCCAUACGGGCGUCAUGCAACAAAUACCGGUCACUACUACGAAGUUCAACGAAGCGGCUGAUGCUCAAAUGGCUCAGAGUCGCGAGAAACGGAAUACCAUUCUUGGGGAAUUGCACACAGGUGUGCUGGAUCGAACAGCGAUAGCAUCGGCGACAAUGGAACACAUAGCAAGGCAGCUCGCUCGGCUGAGCGUUCUCUGCUCUCCUUCGCAUCGAGGUGGUGCGCAGAUGUCUGGAAGAGCUAUGCUGAAGACUGUAACGUCGUCUGUAACUGGAACGGAAAUGCUAUUCCCUGCCGCUUCGGCGGCAUAUGAAAAUACAUUACGAGUGCUAGCUGAAAGGUGA